Cygnus olor (mute swan) is the source of this 2547-nucleotide messenger RNA. It is a transcript of the gene KPNA2, whose product is annotated as karyopherin subunit alpha 2. NCBI's taxonomy places the organism in Eukaryota, Metazoa, Chordata, Aves, Anseriformes, Anatidae. The record is from RefSeq and is a predicted model, not a curated record. Gene Ontology annotation, molecular function: protein binding; nuclear import signal receptor activity. The transcript is spliced from 11 exons. Gene Ontology annotation, cellular component: cytoplasm; nucleus. The coding region runs from base 563 to 2152 and encodes 529 amino acids. Gene Ontology annotation, biological process: NLS-bearing protein import into nucleus.
CCCCGGGGCAGGGCUCGGGGCCCGUCGCGAGCGGCGGCCGUUGGCUCCCUCAGCGCGGCGCGAGGGCGCGGCCGUCGCCCCCUCACGAGCGGGGCUGCCUGAGGGGAACGACGCGGGCAUCGCCGUCCGUUCCCCGGUCCUCGCCUCACAACUUUUCCCCUCACGGGAUUAGCUCAGCCCCAGCUAAGCCCGUCCUCGUGCCCUGUUACUGUUCUGGAGUGCCAUGUUAGCUCACCUCAGCAGCCCGCCCUUCUGUUUGCUGCUCUCCUGUAUUUCUAGGAGGCCUUCCAGCUGCGAUACCCUGCUGCCGUCCCGAGGCAUGCUUGCCCCAUGUAGGUCCCCAGCACGCAGCCUCAGCUGUUUUCCCCAGCCCUCUCCCUGACCUGUAACACCCAGUCCUGCAGUCUCCGUGGCUCCUUUGGCCAAGGUAUGUGGCUCUGGACUGCUCGCGCUCCAACAAGUUAUGACCCGGCAGACUUUCUUCACAGCACUUCUUCGAUCCUUUGGCAUACCAGGCUUGUAUUUUUUUUUUGUGCUUCUUGAAAUCUAACUAAUAACCAAGAUGUCUACUAAUGAGAAUGCCAAUGCAGCAGCAGCUCGCUUGAACAGGUUCAAAAACAAAGGAAAAGAUACUACAGAAAUGAGGCGGCGGCGUAUUGAAGUCAAUGUAGAGCUGAGGAAAGCUAAGAAAGAUGACCAGAUGCUUAAAAGAAGAAAUGUUAGCACUUUACCAGAUGAUGCCACUUCUCCCCUUCAGGAAAACAGGAACAACCAGGUUACAGCACAUUGGUCUGUUGAAGAAAUUGUCAAAGGAGUUAAUAGCAAUAACAUGGAGCUUCAGCUACAGGCUACUCAAGCUGCCAGGAAACUCCUUUCAAGAGAGAAGCAGCCUCCCAUAGACAACAUAAUUCGGGCUGGUUUGAUUCCCAAGUUUGUCUCCUUCUUGGGUAGAGCAGACUGUAGUCCUAUUCAGUUUGAAUCUGCAUGGGCACUUACCAACAUUGCUUCGGGCACAUCAGAACAAACAAAGGCAGUAGUAGAUGGUGGGGCUAUUCCAGCCUUUAUAUCACUACUGGCCUCUCCUCAUACUCACAUCAGUGAGCAAGCUGUGUGGGCAUUAGGAAAUAUUGCAGGGGAUGGUUCUAUGUAUAGGGAUUUGGUUAUUAAAUUUGGUGCAAUUGAACCACUGCUGACUCUACUGGCUGUUCCUGAUCUCUCUUCUCUGGCUUCUGGAUAUUUACGCAAUGUUACCUGGACCCUCUCAAACUUGUGUCGUAAUAAGAAUCCUGCACCACCCAUAGAAGCUAUUGAGCAGAUUCUUCCAACUCUUGUUCGACUCUUGCACCAUGAUGAUCAUGAAGUUUUAGCAGACACGUGCUGGGCGAUCUCCUAUCUAACAGAUGGCUCCAAUGACAGGAUAGAAGUUGUUGUGAAAACUGGAUUGGUGCCACAACUUGUAAAACUCCUGGGAUGUAGUGAACUGCCAAUAGUGACUCCUUCUUUAAGAGCCAUAGGAAAUAUUGUUACUGGUACUGAUGAGCAGACCCAGAUUGUUAUUGAUUCAGGAGCACUAUCUGUCUUUCCAAGUCUCCUUUCUCAUCAUAAAAACAACAUUCAGAAAGAAGCAGCAUGGACAAUGUCAAACAUCACUGCAGGACGUCAGGACCAGAUUCAGCGAGUUGUAGAUCAUGGUCUUGUGCCUUAUCUCAUUGGUAUUCUGAGGAAGGGGGAUUUCAAAUCUCAAAAAGAAGCUGUGUGGGCUGUGACUAACUAUACAAGCGGUGGAACAAUUGACCAGGUCGUCUAUCUCGUUCAGGCUGGUGUUGUUGAACCUCUCCUGAAUCUUCUCUCUGCUAAAGACAGCAAGACUGUACUAGUAAUUCUGGAUGCUAUUUCUAAUAUUUUCCUGGCUGCUGAGAAGAUUAAUGAGACUGAAAAACUUUGCCUCAUGAUUGAGGAGUGUGGAGGUCUAGACAAAAUUGAGGCUCUUCAGUCACAUGAAAAUGAACAAGUAUACAAAGCCUCAUCUACCCUCAUUGAGAAAUACUUCUCAGCAGAAGAGGAGGAAGACCAAAAUGUUGUACCAGAAUCUACUGCUGCUAGUUACACUUUCCAAAUUCAGGGCAAUACUCCAAAUACUUUCAACUUCUAGACACUGCAUACACUAACGAUGUACAAGUUAUUUGGCAUAUGUCUGCCAGUUCUGUCUUAAUAGCCCCUCUUUGUUUUUUGUGACCUGUAGCACUUUGUCCAACUGAACCAUACUUGAACAGUUCAAAACUGUACAUAUGUGAAUUUUUAACUGUUAACUGUAAACCUCAUUCUUUGAGAUGCUUGUAAAUACACAUUCUGUUCUUAUUUCUGUCUUUUACUGUCCCUGUCUCGCAUAAGAAUGCAGGUAGGCAAUAUAAGUUUCUCUCAAAGCAUGAGCCGUUGCUCUGUGUGACUUUGCUCUGUGUAACCUCCUUAUAAACUACUACACUCAAAACACUGAGUAGGCUUUUAAAGAGAAUUUGUCUAAAGUUCAAUAAAGUGGUAUCAAUACAU